GACGGAUGCUUACCACUCCAUGGAUGAAUUCGCUGAUUGCAUUUACAGCAUAUGCAACGCCAUAACACUGAUCACGAUUUCUUUCAAGAUACUUAUCCUAUUCAAGCACAGAAAGGCAUUUCUCGAGUUGAUUUUGUACACCCAGAAGAAUUUUUGGCAUACGAAUUAUGACCCUUACGAGAAAACUGUUAUGGGCAAUUGCAAGCGUAUCUGUACUUGUCUAAUUUGUAUCUUCUGUUUCUUUUCGCAAGGCACAGCUAUUAGCUAUGCAGUAGGCCCCAUGAUUGCAAAUAUAGGAAAAAACGACUCUGACAGGAUACUUCCAUUUAAAAUAUGGCUUGACUUGCCAUUCACCGUAACGCCGUAUUUUGAGAUAACGUUCACAAUACAGGUACUGACUUUAUACCAUAUCGGCGUAUGCUAUCUAUGCCUGGACAACUUCCUGUGUGUCUUGAAUCUCCACGUAGCUAGUCAGUUUCGUAUAUUACAAUACAGGAUAGAAAACCUGGUUUCACUGAAAGACGAAACGAAGCUGAAAGAAGCUUCGUUUCAAAAUCCUUUGUAUCAGGCAGACGAAUGUUUAGAAGCAUUUAAAAUGUACGUUAAACAACAUCAGGCACUUAUAAAAUACUGCAGUAGGCUCCAAGAAGUAUUCGCGGCAGUCGGACUGGGACAAGUGAUAAUCUUUAGUUUAUUAAUAUGCCUCGAUGGAUAUCUGGUUCUCUUGGUUACAGCGAGUCUAUCAAGGCGUCUAAUUUUCGCAUUUCACAUAACGGGCUGCAUGUGCCAGCUGUUGAUGUUCACCUACAGCUGUGACUGUUUGAUACAAGAAAGUACACAAAUAGCUGCAGCUGUCUACGCAGCACCGUGGACACAGUUGCCUAUGAACAAAGAUGGAAGUGCGCUACGAAAGGACUUAAUACUUGUCAUGAUGAGAUCUAGAGUUCCUUGUUGCCUAAAUGCUAGUGGAUUCUUUGUUGUGUCCCUCGAAACGUAUACUACGGUUUUAAGUACCGCAGCGUCAUACUUCACACUUUUAAGGCAAUACUAAAAUAGCGAGGUGCAUAUGUGGAAUAAUUAAUAAUGUUUUAUCGUACACUUUUUACUUGAAAUACGGAACGUAUUAAAAAAUUACAGUUGGAUGUAUAACGAUUAUUGUCUGAUACUGAGAUCGUACUUUGAAUAGAGAAUAAUACAUAUGUGAGACCAUGUUGUAGGUUUAUCUUUGGUACGAAAUGUAAAUAUACCUUGACCUACAACAUAUGGAUAACAAGGUAAACAUAUCAUAUUAUUAAUAUGUUAGUUUUAGUAACUAUGGAGUUUGUUAGUAUGAGAUAAAAAGUGUUGU
Colletes gigas is the source of this 1348-nucleotide messenger RNA. Its product is annotated as odorant receptor 4-like. NCBI's taxonomy places the organism in Eukaryota, Metazoa, Arthropoda, Insecta, Hymenoptera, Colletidae. Gene Ontology annotation, biological process: detection of chemical stimulus involved in sensory perception of smell; sensory perception of smell. Gene Ontology annotation, molecular function: odorant binding; olfactory receptor activity. Bases 20 to 1051 code for a protein of 343 amino acids. The record is from RefSeq and is a predicted model, not a curated record. Gene Ontology annotation, cellular component: plasma membrane. The transcript has 6 exons.